Molecule: messenger RNA, 1574 nt
Organism: Danio rerio (zebrafish)
Lineage: Eukaryota; Metazoa; Chordata; Actinopteri; Cypriniformes; Danionidae
Source: RefSeq, a predicted model, not a curated record
AUGAAGGCCAAACAGCCUCCUUUCAAAAGAGCACAUCAGGACAAAGAACCUUCCGCUGCCGUGACAAGUGACUAUGAUGCUGAUUCCAGUGCUUCAACAGUCAUUCUGUCAUCGCCUUCAAGUUCAAGCACCCCACGGCAAGAAAAUGACAGCAUUGAUGAAGCAUCUGAUGGUCCUGACAACAGCCUUGACAGCCAGAAAACCCAGACAAGACAUUACAGGACGCUACAAGAAAUGUACAAAGCAAAGAAGCCAAAUAAAGCUGCUGUAACCCAUCUAUUAGACCUGGAGUUCCAGUCCAGAAGAAGUUUCAUUGACUCAAAUGUACUGAAGGAGCAAGACAAACCCACAAAUAUUUUGCAAGCGUACCCCUGCUUCAAAGAAUUGGACCAUGCAAUGGAUGAACUACGAAGAAUCAUUGAGCCAAACAACUCCAAAUACAUUUCUGAGGUGAAGGACAGGUGGGAGACCUUCUACUCCAAGGUUCAGUUUUAUGGAGUGAUGAAAAAAGUCAUGAAGCCUCCAAGGACAUUAAAUGGAGUUGAACAUGCCAUUGCUGUUUUUACUGCCCUACCGCUGCUCUUCCCAUCUGGGUCUGCAGCACCGAAGAAACAGGUCCCAAUCAGUGAGGCUCUUUUCCAUGUUCUGACAGUGAGUUUUACUUUAAGUAGUGAUAAGUUAUUAACAGGUGACUACAUUGUCAAUAAAAUACUAAGUUAAAACCAUCCCAAUUGCACUACGUAAAAUUGGACAUGCAACGUAACAACUAACUUAAAGGUAUUGUAGAACAUUUUUUAAUUAUGUCUUUAUUUACUUAAUCACAACCUGCUAAACACAAAAGUAGGAUAUUUUGAAGAAUGUUGAUAUGCAAACCCAGAUCUGUUGGGUUGGCAUUCACUUCCAUUGAAGAAAAAAAAAAUGGAAGUGAAUAGUGACCCAGAUCUUACAUUGAUUUUUGCUGUGUUUGUAGUCUGAAUUCUGUAUUUUUGUUAUUUGGUUUUCUAGCCCUCAGAGGAUCCGGAUACCUACAUCCACAGGCGUGCAUUUUCCAGUCCGGUCUUGCUGGUUGGUGAGGAGAACUGCAUGGUGGUUGUAGGUACAACCCCAGUUCUAACAUUUGACAAAGACUUGCUCCAUGAGGGGCCUCUCUACCUCCUGGCCUAUUACUAUGCAUUUAAUCUCACAUAUCCAAAGUGUCUUGCAACACUCUUGUCUGUGUUGCAAACACCAGUUCUGAGAGAUCCACGAGCAGGAUGAAACCCCCUCGUACAAAAAGGCCAUUCAUGAAUGGAGAAUGUUUGUUGACUAAUUGCUGUUUCAAGCUGCUGUGGUUAAGAGACAGCUGCAUUUUUUUUUCGGCCAUUACAUUUGCACUUGAUUUGUGCUGUUAGGAGUUUUUCCCCAUUUUCAGGAGAUUAAAUGUAUCUAACAUACAAUAAUGCAGCACAGCAAAACAAAAAGUAAUUGUUGUGUGUAACUUUACAGGACAUUUUUUGUUAUUAUUAUUAAUGUUGGACUGUUCAUCCUGUUUUGCUGUACCCCAGUUGUUUAAGAGGAAAAUGUUCAUUUUUGAA